Messenger RNA from Cinara cedri, 288 nucleotides. Lineage: Eukaryota; Metazoa; Arthropoda; Insecta; Hemiptera; Aphididae. The record is from the annotation of a GenBank genome assembly.
AUGACGGGGACGUGGAACAGAAGAGUCGAGAAACGCUGCUACACCGCGACUACUGGAACUUGGAGGAGAGCAAAGACAGAGAAAGAUCCUAUGUAUUGGCGGCGUGAACGAGUAGAACAAGCAGCAAACGUGCCGAACAGAACACAGAGAGGAGGAGAAGAAGAAGAAGAAGAAUAUCGUCCCCGACUACGACUACGCAGUCCUAUUAUUUAUUAUUUACACCGUCGACACCCUUUGCCGUCCGGCAAAUGUGCGCGCACGUAUAAUAACAACGACCUUCGCCCGUAA